UCUCAUUUAUCUUAAUCAUGGUUCGUACGACUGCACAUGCGCGUCCGAGAAUGACGCAACAACAACGGAUCCGGAAGUGCAGCGGCAGUAGUAAACACAGCUGUGAAAUCUGUGUUGCUAUCUGAAAGAUGGUGUACGUGUCCAACGGUCAGGUCCUGGACAGCAGGACUCAGUCGCCAUGGCGACUGUCUUUCCUGGUCGAUCUCUUCUGGGGAGCAGUGGAAUUCAUCAGCCUAUUUUUUAGGACAUUGGUUCAACCUAACAUGACUAAGAAAGGAAGCGGUGGUUCGUCAGGCUUCAGUGAUGGCAGAGGUCCUCCAGGUCCCCCUGGUGGCAGACGGAUGGGAAGAAUAUCCCACGGUGGAGGUCCCAAUGCUCCACCAAUGGGUGGAGGAUGAGGAAGGUAA
This is a messenger RNA of Acanthopagrus latus (yellowfin seabream), 407 nucleotides long. It is a transcript of the gene selenok, whose product is annotated as selenoprotein K. The record is from RefSeq and is a predicted model, not a curated record. Gene Ontology annotation, cellular component: endoplasmic reticulum membrane; Golgi apparatus. Lineage: Eukaryota; Metazoa; Chordata; Actinopteri; Spariformes; Sparidae. Gene Ontology annotation, biological process: calcium ion transport; endoplasmic reticulum calcium ion homeostasis. The transcript has 4 exons.